AUAUACUGGACGUUUAGAGGGGAUUUAAUAGGGCAGCAUGAUGUAAACACGGAAUAAAAAAACGAAGGACAGCAUUUCCAUUUCCCGUCGCACUGGUCCAUUAUCGGCGUUCAAUAUUACAUGAGGUACUGGCUGACAACUGCUCGUCUGUCUGGACACCGAAAGGCAGCCAGUAGCCUACGCUAAGUGUGAACACUGAAGCCAAGAGUGGAGGAGAGGAGAGAGGAGAGGAGUUGAGCAUUGUUUCAUCUUCGCUUCAGGGUUUUCGUGGAGUUGCUCACUGGUUUUGGAUGGUUCAUGAUAAGAUCAUGAUGUUGGGUUUCUCAAGCUGACCGAGCAGACAAGUGGAGAUCGUCUUCUUCUUUUUGUGUUAAUAUCUGUUUUUGCUCCUUUGGACUCGUGGAUGACAAAGGAGGAAACACGCGAAGAUGUUGCAUUUCUGAGGUAGACACAUCUCAAUGGGUGAGGCGCACUAAUCCAGUCAUCCCUACACAUCCCCUCCACCCCUCACCCACACCCUACUCUGUUCCCCUAAACGCUGUCCCUCUUCACUUCAGUCAGCAUGACUUCCACCAGCCAACUGCUGGGUUUGGCUGAGGUGGGACUGAGGUGUGACCAGGAGAUUGAGAGGAGAUAUGAGAUCGUUCCCUCAGUGGUCUGCUCCAUGUGCUGCCUCUUUGGAAUCAUCUACUGCUUCUUUGGCUAUCGAUGCUUCAAGGCUGUAUUGUUCCUCACUGGCCUCAUGUUUGGCUCUGUGGUCAUCUUCAUGCUGUGCUACAAAGAGAGGGUGAUGGACACUCAGCUGAGCGUUGAGGCAUCAGUGGGCAUCGGCCUGGGCAUCGGGACCCUGUGUGGCCUGGUGACCAUGUUGGUCCGCAGUGUGGGAUUGUUUAUGGUGGGCCUGCUGCUGGGUCUGCUAGUUGGAGUGGCUUCACUGGUGGUUAUGGAGGAGUUCUACCACCCCAGAACAGUGUGGGUUCCCUUGGGUAUUCUCCUGGGCUCUGGGACAUUAUUUGCUGUCCUCACUCUUCAAUGGCAGCGCUGCUUUGUCACUUUGUCCACUGCCACAUUCGGCUCUGCCAUCAUCACUGUCACCGUGGAUUACUUUAUAGAGCUGUUCGCCUUGGUACACUACGUCUACGAAAGAAUCAGGGUGGCGCCAAAGGGACCAGUGUGUUGGUUUACUUGGGUCAUCUUGGGUGUGUGGCCUGUCCUGGCCUUCCUCGGAGUGUUGAUCCAAUGGAAAGUCACUGCAGAGGGAUAUUCUCACACAGAGGUGGUUUUGAGUCGACAGCAACGGAGGGUCCAGCUCAUGCGUAUCCGACAGCGGGAAGAGAGGCUGAAAAAGGAGAAGGAGAACAAGAAGAAGAAAAAACGACAGAGCCAGAAGACCAACCACAAGCAGAAAGCCCACACCAAUCACCACCACCACCACCAGCAAUAUCAUCACCCAGCAGCAUCCCACCCUCAUCACCAAGCCCAGAGUUCUCAGCCCCCUAAAGUCCCUCCUCCUCAGACUGAACUCGGCUACCCCCGCAAGGCCAACCCUAAGAGACGCUUUGAUGGAGAUGUGCUGUCACCGAGCUACAUCAGGAGUUUCAGGGACAGACAAACAGACAGACGAGCGUACUCCCACAGUCGAAUGAUGAGCCGCUCCCGGAUGGGUGAACUCGACUACGACUGUGGCUCUCAAGUGCCCCUCACGGCCCCCAAUGGACCCCCAGUUCGCAUCUGAGACAGUGAAAAUGCACACACGUACACGCAACCACACACACAAUCACACAAGGCUACUUCAAACCUCUUUGUCACAGUUCGGGAUAGAAAACCUAACCUU
Molecule: messenger RNA, 1834 nt
Organism: Micropterus dolomieu (smallmouth bass)
Lineage: Eukaryota; Metazoa; Chordata; Actinopteri; Centrarchiformes; Centrarchidae
Gene: tmem198aa
Product: transmembrane protein 198a
Exons: 7
Coding region: 563-1735 (390 amino acids)
Biological process (GO): positive regulation of canonical Wnt signaling pathway
Cellular component (GO): cytoplasmic vesicle; plasma membrane
Source: RefSeq, a predicted model, not a curated record